This is a messenger RNA of Cyphellophora attinorum, 864 nucleotides long. RefSeq names its product Pyrroline-5-carboxylate. The record is from RefSeq and is a predicted model, not a curated record. The transcript has 2 exons. Gene Ontology annotation, molecular function: pyrroline-5-carboxylate reductase activity. Lineage: Eukaryota; Fungi; Ascomycota; Eurotiomycetes; Chaetothyriales; Cyphellophoraceae. The coding region runs from base 1 to 864 and encodes 287 amino acids. Gene Ontology annotation, biological process: L-proline biosynthetic process.
AUGGGCAAGAAGCUCGCCAUGUUGGGAUGUGGAUCGAUGGGCAGUGCGAUCUUGGCAGGUCUUGUCGAGGAUUCCGGAGCAGGUGGUGCUCCAGUGACGUCUUUCACAGCAUCAGUCCGCUCGCAAGCUUCGGUGGAGAAGCUACAGACAAGAUUCGCAAAGCACGUCGCAAAGGUACAGAUCGUACAGGGCGAACUGAUCUCUUGUGCUAAGAGUGCAGAUGUGAUCAUUGUGGCCACUAAGCCAUAUGCCUUGAAGGAAGUGCUCGGUGCUGAAGGCAUGGGCGAAGCUGUCCGUGGCAAGCUUGUGAUUUCUGUCCUUGCUGGAAUCAGCCCAGAGCUCAUCCUCGAUACACUCUACGGGAAGGAUCGAUCAGAUGAUAGCACUUGCCAUGUCGUGCAGGCCACGCUGAACUUGGCGGCUCGAAUUCGACAAUGCACGGCUGUCCUGAACGAUGCUGCUCUCGCCCUGCCAGAAGAAGAACUGGCUAUCACGCAGUGGGUGUUUGAGCAGAUAGGCGAAGUAAGGUACCUACCAGCGUCCAUGAUGCCCGUGGCUGCUGUCUUGGCCGCCAUUCCUGCCAUUGCAUCAGUCGCACUGGAUGGCAUGCUGGACGGUGCUGUUGCGCAGGGUGUGGUGAGGUCACAAGCUCGAGAAAUAGCGGCACUCAAUCUGGUUGGCCUGGGAAGACUAUUGCUGGACGGUGAUAACACAGAGCAGUUGAGGGAAGCCACGGCUUCGCCAAGAGGAGUGACGAUACAGGCACUCUUGGAGCUUGAACGUGGCAAGGCAAGAGCGACAUUUGCUGAUGCAUUCAUCACUGCCUCGGAGCACGCCAGGACGAUGGCUUCCAUCCAGGACUGA